CCGUUCGAUGACAUAUUUCGGGAAAUUACUUACGUCCAGUCGUACGACCUCACAUACCAUACAUAAAUUGAGGGCUUUGAGAAAGUCCAAAAUCGCCAUCCAUACGGUAUUUGGGGAGUUUCGCAAGUGCGGUAAUCACGUGAUAAGAAAGACAGAGUUCAUGAACAAUUUAGAAACUUCCCACCGCUACAUUUUAGACCACAUUAAAAACAAUAGGAUAAGUAACAACAUAGUUCUCGAUCGCAUAGCCAAUGAGUUAGAAGAAGUUAAAACCAUCAAACGACGCAAAUUGGAAUACUUUCGUCAAAUCAUAAGGCACCAAGAGAAAUACGCAAUCUUACAUCUCAUUAUGGAAGGAAAAAUCCUGGUCAGGCGUGGUCCAGGAAGAAGGAGAACAUCGUGGUUGAAGAAUUUGAGGCAAUGGUACGGCAAAUCUGCAGUCCAACUUUUCCGAGCAGCUGUCAAUAAAGCAAAAGUUGUCAACAUGACAGCACAUAAUGAUGACCAACGAUCGUUAAACGGGCAUGGUACCAGAAGAGGAAGAAGAAAAAUCUGCAACUUCGAAUUGAGUUCGUAGCCAAUUUCGACGGCUUCGAAGAGGCUAUAUCAGCUUUGGAGCAAACGUCUCCGUACCUUUCUCUAAUUCGGGACACCUUCACCGUACUACAACAGCGAGAGGAAGAAGGCGAAGGCCGCUGUUCUUUGGCUACCUUCGAUGACGACUGGCGGCAGCACGUAGAUUCAACGGCCGUCGCCUAUCUACAGGAAGUGAUAUCUGCGAGACAGUCCUGGAAGGAGGAUCCUUCCCAAGGAUGCCGCCCCUCGAAUGUACGACGCCGAGCUAAAACUGAAAUACUUUAACGACGGGACGACAAGACUGCUAGAGUACAACACACUGAAAUCACUGAUGUGUUCCUGUAGCCUCGUCCCCGACGAUGACGACAACGACGACGAAGGUGAACAUCAACGAGGCUUACUGAGAUACGCAGUGAUGGACUACGACCCAGACCACGUACUCACUAGAACAUUCACCUUCCAAGCUAUGAAAUUCUACCACUCAAACAUACAGACGUACUUGACGGCCGCGGACAAGUACUACACAAUAACGAGACUGCACAUUGUGCUGAUGAAGGCAAUAGCCCACUUGUUCUUCAGAAAAUACGGACCCAACCUAACUUCAUGGACGCGACUGAAUACGAAAGACUUUGGAUCGACGCACGUAAGACACAUUUACGGAAGACGCAGACGGGAUUACGACCGUCGAUGGCGAGACAUUAAAGUUAAUUUCUCGAACUUAUUCUUCUCGAAUAACUACUGACAGAAGUUACAACGUUAGAAAAUGUACUAUCCUCACAGAAUACUACCUAGAUUCUAAUUUUUGUCUAAGUUGAUCAUAAUCAUUCUAGAGGAAGUUUGAAAUUUUCUUAAUUAAAAGUGUUUUGUUGAAUCCAAGGCUUUAUAUUUUAAUGAAUCAUUCAGUUGGGAUCCUGUAUCUAAAGAUUUCCAGGAUUCUCCCUGAAAUAACAAAAGCCAUUUCUUAUAUCUUAUGUUACAGGUUGGUUGAAGAUUUCUUCAUUAUGUUGAGAUUAUUGUUUUCUUCCAACUAUUUCGUGUUUGACAGUGAAUAUUUCUUCAGUUAUUUCUUCAUUGAAGUUUAUGCAUUUUCAGAAAAGAAAGACCUUGGUGAUAUAGAUCUGAGAUCUCUCCUUGAUUCCAUAAUUAACACUCAAGUUGAGCAUUCCAUUUCUUUAGAAAUAAAACAAAUGCUGGCGAAGGAAAAACAAAGUGUUGAGACAAAUGAGGUCGAGAUGAUGUUCGAUUUUGAUCUCCCCUGUGAUUCCUUGGACUCCUUGGAGAGUCUGGAGUCUUACGUACACACCCAUCGCUCACAGUUUGGGUUAAGUUCCUUCAAAAGAUUGGAGGGAAUGAUGGGAGAGACCAUAGACUUAUAAUACAUGGACUCACUGUCACGUGACUUUUCAGUAGAUCGAGGGGUUGUAUGCAUUAGAGAGAGAAGGGCU
Messenger RNA from Coccinella septempunctata (seven-spotted ladybird), 2021 nucleotides. RefSeq lists its product as uncharacterized. The coding region runs from base 827 to 1318 and encodes 163 amino acids. NCBI's taxonomy places the organism in Eukaryota, Metazoa, Arthropoda, Insecta, Coleoptera, Coccinellidae. The transcript has 2 exons. The record is from RefSeq and is a predicted model, not a curated record.